Dermacentor silvarum is the source of this 3803-nucleotide messenger RNA. Its product is annotated as sarcoplasmic reticulum histidine-rich calcium-binding protein. Bases 294 to 1040 code for a protein of 248 amino acids. The transcript has 4 exons. The record is from RefSeq and is a predicted model, not a curated record. NCBI's taxonomy places the organism in Eukaryota, Metazoa, Arthropoda, Arachnida, Ixodida, Ixodidae.
CGAGAGAAGCCUGCUUCACUCGUGAGCGCCGCAUCUCGCAUUGCGUGCUCGUCAGUUGCUCAGCAGUACAGCUCUCUCCCGCGCCCUCGACGCAACCACCGCCACUCCAAGAAACGAGUUUCUUUUUUGCCCAUCUUCGGAAACCCAGCGCAGAGAACGCGCGCGCGCGUCUUUGCCGGCUCAACGACAUCGACGACAACAGACGACGCUCGGCGGAUUUUUUCUUUCCUCCCUUCUUGGCUGUCGCUAUCGUCGACGACAACGUCGUUCGUGUCUUCUGAGCGACGGAAAACAUGGCCCGGAUCGCGCUAUACCUGGCGGCCGUGAUGCUGCUGGCCGUUGUCUGCUUUUCGGCGCUCGCUAGCGCCGACCACCACGAGUCCAAGAAGCACCGCUCGGAGAAGAAGGCGCACAGCGAGCUGGAAGGCAGCGAGACCUGGCGCAAGCUGCACAAGUCCAACAAGCACAGCAAGGAGCGUUUCCACCACCACGAGAAGCACGGCGGCGAGAAGGAGCUGAAGAACAUCCAGAAGCACGCCCUGGGCUCGGUGUCCCGACACGAGGCUAGCCUGCAAGGAGACACCCUGGUCAACCACCGGGCGGCGCACAGCAAGCGACAGCGGGACCCGCACAGCACCGACAUCCAUCUCCAGGACAUCGCCCACCCCGCCGGACAGCACCACGGUCGGGGCGGCCCGGGAGGACACGCCCAGCCGCACCACGAGAGGCUGACACACGCCAGCAAGCCGUCCAAGCACUCAGAGUCGAAGCGAAGCCACGACAAACCACAGCACGAGCGCCACUACACGGUGUCGAUGCCAGUCCGCUCGGGUCACCAGAUCCAUCGGCCCGUGGCACACCACGUCAAGGAGGCCGAGGAGUCGCCGCGCCCUUACCGCCUGCACACCAACAGCCGCGCUCGGGCGGCGCUGCGCUACGCCAAGCAAAGCCGCCGCGUCCACAAGGACUUGGGCAAGGAGCGCAAGUUCAAGAAGGCCUUCGAGAAGAAGCAGCAUUCCAAGCCCCACUAUCUCUGGUAAAAGGGACGACCACGCCACGGGACACAGGGGGGGAGGGGGAGUGGGACGAUCCCACGCACCCCUCUUACGCCAACAGGCGAGGGAAAGAGGGGCCGUGCUGGACUGAAAGACACAAGGUGACAUGUACGUAAUAAUGACAGCUAACGCAAUGACAUAGACACCUUUUCGCAACAGGAUUGAAUAUCAUUACCAGUAGGACGAAUAACAGUUGAAGCACUACGCUUGUGCAUGCAGCGGCUUCAGUCCAGAAACUAUGCCCUGGCCACUCUGAUGCCGCUUGAAAAAAGUUUUAAAGACAACGGUUUAUAGACCUUUUCAGAGCACUGCAUGCCACCACAUUGCAGCCAAUGACAUGGGCAUUGCCCAGCGCAUGGUGUUGCAAAAGUGGUAAUGGUCAAACACACAUGCUCGACUGCGUGGAAACUUGCACGCUGCCCUUGUGUAUUUAAUGUAAUGUGCACAGUAAUAAAUGUGUUAAUGACCUACAUGCACAAUAACAACGUAUUUCUCAUAGCAGUCCACUGUGUUCAACGUGGUGGCACCACUGAGUGAAGCUAGUACUGACCACAGCUAGGCAGCUAUGCAAAGGUUGUCAUAUUCGAGAACGUGCAGAUCUUUCCUUUAUGCCGACGACAUUGUGCUCUUACAGUCCUGCAUACGAGGGCUCUGCUCAUAAGCAAGAAGUACGCAGGCUGGUGGAAUGCGUAUCCCGGGAUAUGGGUGGGAAAUGUUGAGCGUUGUGCUUGUCAUUAUUAUGUAGAUGCCACCUGUCAGAGCAACCAGUUACAGUUCUUCACAUUACUGACUCCUGCCAUGAGAUUCCAUAGGCAAGAUUCAAAACGUGUCCAUAGUGCACUCUGUCAUCCUCUGGGUUGCCAGCAUAGCUUGGCAGCCUUGAGGGGAAGCAUCUUCCCCAGUGGGGCCUGAAGUGGGCAAGUGUAAUUGAAUUCAACUGCAACGGGAGUGCAUUUGUCUCGAAAAGCUUUAGUUAUGAAGCGCAUUUUCGUGGUGGAAUGUUGUCCUCCAACGCGAUCAAUUCUAUAGUGGCCCAUCUUCUUAGCUGUGGCCGUGAUAGAUAUUAUACUUUGAAUGCAGUAAUAACAUCGGCAACAAGGAGCAUAAGGUCACAUUUACUGCCGCUUAGUUUCCGAACAUUGAACCUAAGUUCAUUACCAAGUUAGAAGUAUGGAUAUCGCUAGAAGACUCCUGGAUGUGCAGAUUGGGCUGACAGGAAUGUUCAAAGUGCAUUUAAAAGCCAAUUUAGUAAUACUGCCUCACUGCGGCUGACUUUAGUUAGCUGCAUAGGAUGACAGAAUGUCUGCUUGCAAUGUGCUGAGAAAAAUGUAGGCUUGUUAGACUCAAAAUUCUUUUUUCAUUAGAGUUGCAUCGUGCUUAAGGGUGCAAAAUCGUGAUCAAACCAACUUGUGCCAACGCGGUUGCAUGAUCAAAUGAUAGAAACAUAUUUAAGUAAGAGUGCCCUGGCUAUCGAUUUGCAAGUCAUUAAAGUGAAAAAGCCUUUGCUUCAUUUAAACAUGCAAAAGUUGUCCAUUUGCAGCUUCUGGAUACGUUACCAGCAACAAACACUUCUUCAACCAUCUUUACAACCUCUUAAAGUGAGUGACAGCUAAGUUGAUAAUACUUUUAUGGCUGGCACUACAGUCUGCGAGUAAAAAAAAAAAAAACUGCCUGUGAGACCAAUUCACGUACACGUUCAGCAGUGCCCGGAUAUCAAGCAUGUUACUUAACUGUUAAGGAUGCUUCCAGCGGCACGCUCCUUUCACCUGCACACCUUUGUUUUUUCCACACCCCAAAGCUGUUCGUUGAAACACUACUACGUGUUGGUGAAAGUUUCUGCUUGCAUGCUGUUAAUUUUUGUGCACAUUGAUGUUGAUUAUAACCAACAUAUACUUAAGUUGCUUAGAAUGUUUUGUACACAGUGCAAGUAGCUUGUGCAAUUGACAACUGUUGCUGUAUAACUGUAGCGUUAAAGCUAGAGCAAAAACUGUAUAUUUUCAACUUAGGGCUUCCUAAGGGUUUCCUGCCAAUGUUGAAACCUUGGUUCCUUGUACUCUAGCAAAUGAUGUUAACACUGUGCUGCUAAGACCCAAAUACGCUUACUAAAGUUUAAGAUUACUUCUGCUGAAUGAGUUGCACAGUCUGUUCUUUGCUCAAUUACCAAGAAACAGACUGCUUACAAUGUUAACACAAUGCACUUGUUGAGACAGUGCGGAAGCAUUUCAGUUUACAACAAGGCUCCUCUUUUAUUCGAGUUCUCCAUGGUUACUACCAAUGGCCAGACAUUCGUACCGACAAGCAUAACACGUGCAACGUAUCGGCAAAGGCCAUCACGCUUGCUUGUUUUCGCUGAAGGCAAAACACCACGUCGUGAUUCUCAACAUUGCAGAAGCGCUUCACAUUACCACAAGGCUUCUAUUUUAUCCAAGUUCCAGCUGGUUAACAAUGGCCAGGCAUUUGUAACGACACAUGUUGUAUAACAUGCGGAACGUAUCAGUGGAGGCUGUUGUGACCGCUUGCUUGCUUUGUCGAGGCAAGGUAAAUAUCCAUGUUACAAUUGUCAGUCUCGAAAAGGCCAACAGCGGAGAGACCUGGUUCCCUUUUAUCAAUGCAUCCGGUAUGCACACUAUUUCCGCCCUAAUCCUUCGAUAGUAUAUACAUAUUGAGUAUGUUAUACAUGUGCAUGCGCAUGCAUGUUGGUUAUUUCGGUGGAGGUUCUGUUGCCUUUUAUUUUGAGGGGGGAGGGGG